This is a messenger RNA of Danio rerio (zebrafish), 1841 nucleotides long. The record is from RefSeq and is a predicted model, not a curated record. Lineage: Eukaryota; Metazoa; Chordata; Actinopteri; Cypriniformes; Danionidae.
AACCAUUCACAUGCACUCAGUGUGGGAAGAGUUUCAGCCAAUCAUCUCACCUUAAUUAUCACAUGAUGAUCCACACUGGAGAGAAACCAUUCACAUGCAUUCAGUGUAGGAAGAGUUUUUACUUUUCAUCAAACCUUCAUCGACACAUGAGGAUCCACACUGGAGAGAAACCAUUCACAUGCAACCAGUGUGGGAAGAGUUUCAGCCAAAAAUCAAACCUUAAUCUACACAUGAGGAUCCACACUAGAAAGAAACCAUUCAAAUGCACUCAAUGUGGGAAGAGUUUCAACCGCUCAUCAGACCUUUAUAAACACAUGAGAAUCCACACUGGAGAGAAACCAUUCACAUGCACUCAGUGUGAGAAGAGUUUUAACUUUUCAUCAAACCUUCGUCGACACAUGAGGAGCCACACUGGAGAGAAACCAUUCACAUGCACUCAGUGUGGGAAGAGUUACAACCACAUAUCACACCUUAAUCAACACAUGAUGAUCCACACUGGAGAGAAACCAUUCAAAUGCACUCAGUGUGGGAAGAGUUUCAGCCAAUCAUCAUCCCUUAAUCAACACAUGAGAAUCCACACUGGAGAGAAACCAUUCCAAUGCACUCAGUGUAGGAAGAGUUUUAAAAUUUCAUCAAACCUUUAUAGACACAUGAGGAUCCACACUGGAGAGAAACCAUUCACAUGCCCUCAGUGUGGGAAGAGUUUCAGUCAAUCAUCACACCUUAAUAAACACAUCAUGAGCCACACUGGAGAGAAACCGUUCUGCGGAAAAAGCUUCUAUUCUACAGGAAACUUGGCAGUGCACAGAAGAAUUCACACUGGAGAGAGGCUCUACUCUUGCCCUCAGUGUGGAAAAAGUUACCGAACAUGCAGCGAUCUUAAGAUUCACAUGAGGAUCCACACUGGAGAGAAACCAUUCACAUGCACUCAAUGUGGGAAGAGUUUCAACCAAUCAUCAAACCUUAAUCACCACAUGAUGAUCCACACUGGAGCUAAACCAUUCACAUGCACUCAGUGUGGGAAGAGUUUCAACAGAUCAUCACACCUUAAUUAUCACAUGAUGAUCCACACUGGAGAGAAACCAUUCACAUGCACUCAAUGUGGCAAGAGUUUCAACCAAUCAUCAAACCUUAAUCUACACAUGAUGAUCCACACUGGAGAGAAACCAUUCACAUGCACUCAGUGUGGGAAGAGUUUCAACAGAUCAUCACACCUUAAUUAUCACAUGAUGAUCCACACUGGAGAGAAACCAUUCACAUGCACUCAGUGUGGGAAGAGUUUCAACAGAUCAUCACACCUUAUUUAUCACAUGAAGAUCCACACUGGAGAGAAACCAUUCACAUGCACUCAGUGUGGGAAGACUUUUAACUGCUCAUCACACCUUAAUCAACACAUGAAGAUCCACACUGGAGAGAAACCAUUCACAUGCACUCAGUGCGGGAAGAGUUUCAUCCAGUCAUCAUCCCUUAAUCAACACAUGAGGGUCCACACUGGAGAGAAACCAUUCACAUGCACUCAGUGUGGGAAGACUUUUAACUGCUCAUCACACCUUAAUCAACACAUAAAGAUCCACACAGGAGAGAAACCAUUCACAUGCUCUCAGUGCGGGAAGAGCUUCAGAAGAAGUUUUACCUGCUUAUCACACCUUAAUCAACACAUGAUGAUCCACACUGGAGAGAAACCAUUCACUUGCACUCAGUGUGGGAAGAGUUUCAGCCAAUCAUCAUCCCUUAAUCAACACAUGAGAAUUCACACUGGAGAGAAACCAUUCCAAUGCACUCAGUGUAGGAAGAGUUUUUACCGCUCAUUCUCCCUUAAUCAACACAUGAGGAUCCACACU